Chaetomium fimeti is the source of this 1851-nucleotide messenger RNA. Its product is annotated as cytochrome P450-like protein. The record is from RefSeq and is a predicted model, not a curated record. Lineage: Eukaryota; Fungi; Ascomycota; Sordariomycetes; Sordariales; Chaetomiaceae. The transcript is spliced from 5 exons. Bases 1 to 1851 code for a protein of 616 amino acids. Gene Ontology annotation, molecular function: monooxygenase activity; heme binding; oxidoreductase activity, acting on paired donors, with incorporation or reduction of molecular oxygen.
AUGGCGCUACUUAUGCUGGCGUUUUGGGUUGUUCUGCUGUGGGGGACCGGCUGGACGGCGUACUCGGGCUAUUGCUUAUACUGCAACUACCUCGAAGCCCGCACGCUGGGUGUUCCGAUCCGCAUGAUACCCAUCGACCACCUCAACAAGCUGUGGCUGCUCGUGGACAAACAAGUCGUGUCCCUGGUCCGGCGGCUCCCGGGGCCGCUGGGGAAGAAUAACUUUACGCGUUUCAACUACCGCGGCUGGCACGAAGAUGACGGGCUGCGCGCCCACGACGAGAUGGGCGACGCCUUUGUGCUGGUAACCCCGGCCCGCAACUGGUUCUACCUGGCGGAUCCUGACGCCUUGAUCGACAUGUACCGCCGGGGGAAGGACUUUCCUCGCUGGGUAGAGAUCACGAAAAUGCUGGACGUGUUUGGGGGACCGACCAUUGCCACCGCCUCGGGCGAGCAGUGGCGUAGGAUGCGCAAAAUAACCACUUCCUGCCUCAACGAGCAGUGCAACGCCGUGGUAUGGAGCGAGUCGGCAUCCAUCGGCGACACCAUGGCGCGGUAUUGGGCGAGGAAGGGUGUUUUUACCAGCACGGGCGAGGACUCGCGCACCGCGACGCUGCACAUUCUCUCCAAGGCCUGCUUCGGCCAGUCGUUCCCCUUCGAGGGCCAUGACGAGCGCCAGCCGACCAGCCCGUCAGCCAGCUUCCGCUUUUCGCUGCUGACCGUCAUGGAGAACGCGCUACUCAUCCUCGCCCUGACCCCGGAAUUCUUCACCCACCCAUGGCUGCCGCUGCCCGCGGCCUGGCGCCGCCUCGGCAAAGCCUGUGACGAAUUCCAAAGCCACAUGCGCUCCUUCUACCAACGCGAGCUGCGGGCUCUGAACGAAGGUGGCGGCAGCCGGAAGGCCGACUACACGCUCAUGGCGGCGCUGGUUCGCGGCUCGCAAGAGAAAGCCGAGGACAAGACCGAAGACGACCGGCGGUUCGCCAACCUCACCGAGGCCGAGAUCUACGGCAAUAUGUUCGUCUUUGCCUUUGCCGGCCACGACACCACCGCCCACCUGCUCACCUACGCCAUCAUCUUCCUCGCCGCGAACCCGCCCAUCCAAGCGUGGCUCGCCGCCGAACUCCAGCACGUCCUUGGCGACCGGCCCCGCGAGGAGUGGUCCUACCAGCGCGACUUCCCGCGCCUGCGCCGCUGCCUGGCCGUGCUGUACGAGACGCUGCGCGUCAAGACGCCCGCGUGCGAGGUCAAGUGGACCGAGGGCCGCGCGCAGACGCUGGAUGUGAAUGUCAAUGCCGGUAUGGGCGACGUGGGUGGCGUCGGCGGUGUGGAGAGGAGGGCGGUUGUCGUCCCGCCCCGCACGCUCAUCAUCCCCAGCUACCUGUACGUGCAGAAGCAUCCGCGGUACUGGGGGCCGGACGCGGCGGAGUGGCGGCCUGAGCGGUGGAUUGCGGCGAGGAGUGGCGGCGCCGUAGGGGAGGGAGCGCAUGCGGGUAUGGGGGGGUUGGGCGUUGCUGGGGUAGGAAGGGGGAAGGAGGAAGAAGGGCAUGGGGGGGUUGGCUACCAAGGGGAGGAGGUGCUGCUCCCGCCGCCGUCGAGGGGGAAUUACCUCGGCUGGUCGGAGGGGACGCGAGACUGCCCCGGGAAGCGCUUCUCGCACGUCGAGUGGGUGGCGUUGUUGGCGGCCAUGUUCCGGGACUGGAAGGUUGAGCUGCAGCCACAGGCGGGCGAGACGUUUGACGCCGCGCGGAAGCGUGUAUUAGACUUUGUUGAGGCGGACACGGGCUACGGGGGCUUGCUGCUACAGAUGAUGCAUCCGGAGCGGGUGCCGCUGGUCUGGAGUCGGAGGUGA